Molecule: messenger RNA, 2114 nt
Organism: Suillus subaureus
Lineage: Eukaryota; Fungi; Basidiomycota; Agaricomycetes; Boletales; Suillaceae
Exons: 3
Coding region: 317-1699 (460 amino acids)
Biological process (GO): nucleocytoplasmic transport; activation of GTPase activity
Cellular component (GO): perinuclear region of cytoplasm; cytosol; nucleus
Molecular function (GO): small GTPase binding; GTPase activator activity
Source: RefSeq, a predicted model, not a curated record
CCAGCUGUCAAGCCAUGGCAGUACCCCCCGCGCCCCACGACAACAAAGCUGUACGUGCUCAACCUGAAUGGUUUCAAGCUCCACGAUGCGAUGAAUUGGUUUCUCUGGUCUAUUCCGAUGGAAUACAAACUCUGACGGCUAACUGCAAGCCCGGUAAGUACAAAUUGUACAAUGAGACAGCGCUUUCAAUAGAUCAACUCUCACCCGGGUUACCAUCUCCGGCGCCCGCUCUCAAAAGUAUGUAAGGGCCAGACAGCGUGACCUCAAUCGAAAAUGCGAUCUUGUUACCUUCAACCAGUUACUACUUAGUAGCAUCAUGCACUUCAGGCUAUCUUCCCAGAAAAUUCGACACCAUUAUGAUGACGAUCCAGCUACUGUUCGUUCUGUCAAUCAUCAGCGCUUGAAGAGCGUCAGCGCUAGGCUUGCAUCAACCAUUGCUGCAAGGAAUAUCAUCAGUGCUAUACAGCGCCGUGAGAUUGUCCAUAGAUUGGAUAUCGGGAACAGUUCAAUGGGCGAUGAGGGUUGCGUACAGCUUUUCAACUUUCUAGAUUCUCCUGCUGGUCGAAGGUGCAAAAACAGCCUCACCGAGCUGUACCUCACAAGGAACGGUAUAGGUGCAAAGGGUCUACUUGCUGUAUCAAAGUUCAUCAAGGGCAAUGAUAUACUCAGGGAAUUGUGUCUGUCCGGUAACCCACUAUCGACUAAUGCGGAUGUCAUUGCACAGUUCGCAACUGCACUGAACAGCUCGAGACUAUGCACGCUCCAGCUGAUCCAUAACGGCACUCUCUCUGACACCUUCAUUCGUGCAUUCCUUCCCACCCUCAACGCACGGUAUCUGCGUCAACUCGGCCUUUCUGCCACCAAUAUUACCCGUGUUGUGGUCCCUACCAUUAUUGAAUAUGUUACGUCAUCGCGUUGCAGACUGGAUCGAUUGCAAUGCAAUGCGAACAGCCUGACACUGCCCGGUGCGCGCGAAAUCAUCAGCGCUAUCGAGCGCGAGAACUACAGCCUUUUCAAGGUUAAUCUUGAUGACCUCCAUAUUGAUGAGUAUGAUGGCGACGGCGAGGAGCGCACUCUUGCGUGGCAAGAGGGUUGGCGGAUUUUAAACGAUAUAGCCCAGAGGAACCUAACGAAAAAAAUCUGGGUGAAAAAGCAAGCUGUCGCACUACUGCUGUACAGCCGUGCAUUGUUCCUUCGGUCGAGCAUGCGGGAUCUACAUGGCGGUGCUCCUGACUUUGUUUCUAUUUCCGCUCUCAAUCGACUCUCCGUAAAUGUCAAGUCAAAUAUCAUUUCCACGCCCUCGAUGUUCUUCCAACUGCCUGAGGAAAUACAGCAGGAAAUCAUCGCCUUACUAGCACCGGAUUUAUCCCACCGGCAGCGAAUCCGCGUCGUUGCAUUUGCCGCAGAUUUGCGCACGCUUCCACAACUACAUGAACCUCGUCUUGAACCAGCGAAUACGGCACAUCUCCCGGCGUCCAUGCGAACGAGUCUUAGUCGACAGGCUGAUACCACCGCCAAAGUACUGCACGAAGGCUCGUGGAGGCCUCCAGCAUGGUGGGAGUGUGCAUGUCUUGAGGGGGAGCGUAAAAAUUGCCGAACUUUACACCGCUGGGUGAGAGAGAGGCGAGAUGUAUGGUUGACGCGUGUUGGAUGCGACGUUUGGGAACCUGAAUUUGCUACGCGAGACACAGGACUUUGAUCGCGCUGGUUCGGACUCGUGGAUGAUUUGACUUUUACACUCUGAACUCACUGUUAAAACGUUAACAUCUCAGGAUCGUUCAAUCGAUAUUUCCAUCAUUUCACUUCGGAUCGCAGGUCAAAAUUGUGCACCGAUAUUUACGUAAUUUAUGUUAGUGCGUCUGCCUGGGGACCCUGGGCCCUAGGCGAGGGGCGGAGCACCCUGUAUGGUCAGUCACUCAGGGCUCAAUUGUGGUAGUGCAGUGCUUUGAGUUCACUACUUGCCUUGCUCGUGACAUGUAGGCACACAGUCGCGCAUACACCGCUCCACCAUUCAACCGCCAUCCUGUAUAUACUGGAAGUCUCAUGGUGUGUCUGUUCUACAGCUCUUGAGCUGUGCGUUGCUGUGUCUCCUAUACAAAAUAAAUAAACUCCUC